This is a messenger RNA of Gymnodraco acuticeps, 3718 nucleotides long. It is a transcript of the gene ube2f, whose product is annotated as ubiquitin-conjugating enzyme E2F (putative). The coding region runs from base 273 to 827 and encodes 184 amino acids. The record is from RefSeq and is a predicted model, not a curated record. The transcript has 10 exons. NCBI's taxonomy places the organism in Eukaryota, Metazoa, Chordata, Actinopteri, Perciformes, Bathydraconidae.
GCGCUUCCGUUGCCCAUGACACCGGAGCGAAGUUCUGACAGCUGAUUUCCCAAUCAGUUUAAAUCCACUCCGAGUCCCAAAUAAUCACUUUUUAAAGUUAUUUACAGUCCGACGUGCCUCCUAUAACCUCCGGCUGGAGUCGCAGACAGCGCCUUGAACCGAGGAGUGCGGAUUAUUAUGGUGUAGCAAGGGGCGCUAGCUCUGAGACAGAAGGCUUUUUAGCAGCACAGUGCAGCGGUGGGCAGACCGAGGCAGACCACAGCAGCGCAGCCAUGCUUACGUUGGCCAGUAAGCUAAAGAGAGACGAUGGAGGGAAGACGGGCCGUGCCUCCGGGGCCUCCGACUCCACCCACAGGGUCUCCAUCAGGGACCGCCUCCUUACCAAAGAAGUUUCAGAACUUGAAGCCCAUCUCCCUAGUACAUGCAAAGCCAGUUUCCCAGAUGAGGACAAGCUGCAUCAUUUUCAGCUGGCAGUGUCACCUGAUGAGGGCUACUACCAAAGUGGAAGGUUUCAGUUUGAAAUAGAUGUCCCAGAAGCCUAUAACAUGGUGCCUCCUAAAGUGAGAUGUCUGACCAGAAUAUGGCAUCCUAACAUCACAGAGAACGGAGAGAUCUGUUUGAGCUUAUUGCGGGAGCACUCUAUCGACGGCACAGGCUGGGCCCCCACUAGAACAUUAAAGGACGUUGUCUGGGGAUUGAACUCCUUGUUUACUGACCUGUUGAACUUUGAUGACCCUUUGAACAUCGAUGCAGCAGAACAUCAUCUGAGAGACAAGGAGGAUUUUCGGAAUAAGGUUCAAGAUUACGUCAAGCACUACGCCAGAUGAUAGAAGCACCGGCUACCUACACCAGCCUGCACCAACCAACCAAACUGCUCUACCUUGCCUCUGCUUGCCUCGGCCAACUCGCCCAACGUGAAUCGACAGCUGACUCUUACCGCUCCCCCUCCUCUCGACAACAUGCCCUGCUGCUCACCAGAUUGCAAUAAACUCCAACCUGCAGGAGCGAAAAUAAAAAUAAAAAAGAUGCGUAAAGACUUGUAUACAGAAGAAAAUUAUGCUUUGAUUUGUACUAAUCGAUUGAGCGUUACAAUGACCACAAUGUCUGUUCAUUGUGACAAGAUCGCAGAAUGACGCCGCCUCCCUGAGGUGUCCCUGAGCCUGUCGGAAACGAGCCAUGGCAACGACCGGCAAGGGAUGUGAUGUAUCACCGGCACAUAAAAAUAAAGGCAGUCAUGCUCAGCUGUUUAAGACUAAUCAAAAGAAGGAAUAUUUGUUGAUAUCAGUUUCUCCGUUCCAGUGCCUGCUAUGUUUGUGUCGCUAAAGAGAAAAUGCAUGAGAGUUCACAAACAUAUAAAUACGCACAGUGUCACAUCAUGUAGUAAAAGCUUAACACAUACAUCCAAGUACUUAAUACACUUAUUCACACACACUAGAGUCGGAAAGACCCAUUAGACAGCAUGUGAAUGACCACAUCGUCCCAUUUUGUUGUCAUUCUUCUUGCAUGUACACACACAACGCUCACAUACAUGCUUUCUUUUUUGUGUUUUCAGCUCAAGUGGGAUAAAGUAAGACUACUAGAACCACAGCCAAAUGUAUUGUACUGUUUUCAGCUUCUGCUCUCCUCAUUGUCCUUUUUUUGCCUUUUCCUCCCCCUGCUUCUCUUUUUCACACCUACACACUCACAUGUACCUGGGAGGGACAUGACUUGUCGCUCUGAAUUUAAAUGUGGUUUAGAAAUGAAACAAUGACUAUGAGUUUAUAGGACUGAUGUGAUUUAAUUUUACAUUUAUACCCAAUAAACAGUGUAGGAAUUGUGUCUUUUUGUACACAAGUCCCCAAGUUUAUUGGACACAUUGUAAUGUUAUAUGUGACAAACAAUGUGAAAGGGAUUGGUCGUUGAUGAACCUACAGGGAAGUAUCACCUGCCCCUGCAGCUCCUCUCAGCGUAAUAGUAAAACUAAGCUAAUUGUUUUGCUAUCUAGCGCAAAGUUUGACUGUUUUUGUUCACUGUCACUGGUCUCAUAGUGUCGUUUUUGGCUGUUUUCAGCAAAAAAGCUCCAACAAUCCUACAGUACAACAGCAGAAAAAGACUGUUGGUGACUAAAAUGUGGUGAAACAAGUGAAGCAAUUAGCAGCUAAAGAGCCAGAUAUCAUUAGUUUGGUCCACAAGUCUGACGUAUGUCGUUCACCCAACAUAUAUGUGAACACCUUUUUAAAGAAAUAGUUCUUGUUUAAAGUCAGCACUUUUACCUCACAGUUAUUGUUUCAUAUAAUUGUCAACAUGCUGCAGUACAGAAUAAAAUACAUUACUGUGCUAAGACGUAUUGACUGCACAGAAGUUAGCCCUGGGAGACCAAAGCUAAUGUGUAGAGUGUCUUUACUUAACGACAGUAGGCCUACCCAUUCUGUCCUUCUCUUUGUCUAUCUGUAUCAAAUUAUUUCCCCAAAAAUGUAAACUGCAUUAUCAAUGUUGACAAUGUGGACCUGUAGUCAACUGCAAAGGUUCAUGAGGAGAGUAAGAAUGGGAGCGAGCUAGCAAGCAGACUGGUAACAUGCUAUCGAGUGAGUUUACAAGCUAACUAGCUAGCUCACAAGUGAGUGUUUUGUUACUCGGUGCGAAGGGCUUUGUUAUUAUUUGUUAUCGGGUAUGUGUACUACAAUGUGGAGAAAUUAAAGGUGUUGCCCUUGUAGUACAGGUUUAGAGGAGGGAAAGUACACACUCUGUAGCCAGUUAGCCUGUUUACGCAUGGAAUAGCUUACUUGCUACAAAGCUUGUUAGCUUGCGUAGGUUCUGCUAUUCCACUGCCAUUGUGGAUUUCUGGCCAUACAACUUGUGUAAGAGAAAGAAAGUGACCGUCACUCAGUUAGCCAGUGAGUGUUUGUUAGUGUGUGUUUUGCUCGGCCCUGGCUAGCAUUGUGCCUCCAGUUUCAGUCAUAUCUCAGAACAUCAACACUGUUCUUCUCACUCUAUUCAGCUUUGUGUUCACACUUCUGCAUGAGGCAAAAUCUAUGUUAUCUGGCAGUGGUGCAUUUUACUAAGGAUGUCAGAAAUGUACUUGUUUAAGAUUGAAAUGUUAUGUCGGAGGUGUGUGUGUGUAUAAAGAUUGAAAUAAUGUUUGUUGAGCUUGUGUGAGUGGGCAGUUAAUGUAUGAGGUGAUGAAAUGAUGUGAGUUGUUAGCAUGCUGUCCCCCUGUCUUGGUCCUCUUUUCUUUUGGUUUUUCUGGCCCUCGAUUCAACAUCUCAAAUUAUCAGUUAUCUAAGUUAAACAGAAGAACAGAUGAUACUGGCUAAAAUAAAGGGGCUGAAAAUAUGACAAACACCAGGACCAUUGAAAGCAAAUAUGAAUGUGGGCGUUCAGUGUUAUCUUCCAUCAUGGUGUUGGUCUAUUAAAAUGUUGAAGGCUAAUGUAACAGUCUAUCAAUAAGAAGCCAUCCUGUGAAAUCAAUAUAAAAAUGAAUAUUGUGGUAGUAGUUGCCUACUGGGUAUGGAAGCCCAACUGUGCUUAAUCUUAGCCUUACUACUCUGAUAUGUCAUAUGUUCUUUAUUUUUGGCAGUUAGUGUUUUUUCCCAGAAUGCUAUCGGGAGAUGCGUCUGCUUGGGCUAACUCAAUCUUUGGGCCAUGGGAGAAGAUUAAUAAUCUGUUGUCUCAACCUAUACUUUCUCAGAUUGUAUAUCAAUUUUUUAAGAUAUAUUAAAGAGAAUAUAGAUAAAACAAA